UUUUCACAAUAUCCAUCAUUCCUCUUUACCAGCAGCACCACAGAGAGACCAGAACCCUCCAGAGGCUGAGAGAAACAUCUUACACUCAGGUCCUCUCUGUUUAUCGUUCUAUUUGCACUCUGCCUUCAGAACCAAGAGCCUGAAGACGACCCAGGAGCUUUAGGUAUGGCCGUCUUCAUUAUUUUGUCCCUAUUUAGUGUUCUGGUGACAGGCAUAAGUGAAGGUGGGGCUGGGAGUGAGAAAGGAGGUGAGAGGGAAUGUCAACUGAACCAGCUUCCCCGCUGCCCCUCCAUAUCUCCCAGUGCCCAGCCUUGGCCACACCCUGGCCAGAGCCAGCUGUUUGCAGACCUGAGCCGAGAGGAGCUGACAGCUGUGAUGCGCUUUCUGACCCAGCGGCUGGGGUCAGGACUGGUGGAUGCAGCCCAGGCCCAGCCCUCAGACAACUGUGUCUUCUCAGUGGAGCUGCAACUGCCUCCUAAGGUGGCUGCCCUGGCCCACCUGGACAGGGGGAGCCCCCCACCUGCCCGGGAGGCACUGGCCAUCGUCUUCUUUGGUGGACAACCCCAGCCCAACGUGAGUGAGCUGGUGGUGGGGCCGCUGCCUCACCCCUCCUACAUGCGGGAUGUGACCGUGGAGCGUCAUGGAGGCCCCCUGCCCUAUCACCGCCGCCCCAUGCUGUUCCGAGAAUACCUGGACAUAGACCAGAUGAUCUUCGACAGAGAGCUGCCCCAGGCUUCUGGGCUUCUCCACCACUGUUGCUUCUACAAGCCCCGGGGACGGAACCUGGUGACAAUGACCACAGCUCCCCGUGGUCUACAGUCAGGGGACCGGGCCACCUGGUUGGGCCUCUACUACAACAUCUCAGGGGCUGGGAUCUUCCUGCACCCCCUGGGCUUGGAGCUGCUGGUGGACCACAAGGCCCUGGACCCUGCCCACUGGAACAUCCAGAAGGUGUUCUAUCAAGGCCGCUACUACGACAGCCUGGCCCAGCUGGAGGCCCAGUUUGAGGCUGGCCUGGUGAACGUGGUGCUGAUCCCACACAAUGGCACAGGUGGGUCCUGGUCCCUGAAGUCCCCUGUGCCCCCGGGUCCGGCUCCCCCUCUGCAGUUCUAUCCCCAGGGUCCCCGCUUCAGUGUCCAGGGAAGUCGAGUGACCUCCUCACUGUGGACUUUCUCCUUUGGCCUCGGAGCAUACAGUGGCCCAAGGAUCUUUGACAUUCGCUUCCAAGGGGAGAGAGUGGCCUAUGAAGUCAGCGUCCAGGAGGCCUUGGCCAUCUAUGGAGGCAAUUCUCCUUCUGCUGUACGAAGCCGGUAUAUAGACAGUGGCUUUGGCUUGGGCCACUUCUCCACACCCCUGACCCGUGGGGUGGACUGCCCCUACCUGGCCACCUACGUGGACUGGCACUUCCUUUUGGAGUCCCAGGCCCCCAAGACAAUACGCGAUGCCUUUUGUGUGUUUGAGCAGAACCAGGGUCUCCCCCUGCGGCGGCACCACUCAGAUCUCUACUCUUACUACUUUGGGGGCCUUGCGGAAACGGUGCUGGUCAUCAGAUCUGUGUCCACUAUGCUCAACUAUGACUAUGUGUGGGAUAUGGUCUUCCACCCUAAUGGGGCCAUAGAAAUCAGACUCCACGCCACCGGCUACAUCAGCUCAGCAUUUCCCUUUGGUGCUGCCCAGAGGUAUGGGAACAAAGUUUCGCAGCACACCCUGGGCACGGUCCACACCCAUAGCGCCCACUUCAAGGUGGAUCUGGAUGUAGCAGGACUAGAGAACUGGGUCUGGGCCGAGGAUAUGGCCUUUGUCCCCAUGGCUGUACCCUGGAGCCCUGAGCACCAGAUGCAGAGGCUGCAGGUGACCCGGAAGCUGCUGGAGACGGAGGAGCAGGCUGCCUUCCCCGUGGGAAGUGCCACCCCUCGCUACCUGUACCUGGCCAGCAAUCACAGCAACAAGUGGGGUCACCCUCGGGGCUACCGCAUCCAGAUGAUCAGCUUUUCUGGGGAGCCACUGCCACAGAACAGCUCCAUGGAGAGAGGCUUCAGCUGGGAGAGGUACCAGAUGGCGGUAACCCAGAGGAAGGAGGAGGAGCCCAGUAGCACCAGCAUCUACAAUUUGAAUGACCCUUGGACACCCACUGUGGACUUCACUGACUUCAUCAACAAUGAGACCAUUGCAGGGCAGGACUUGGUGGCCUGGGUGACAGCUGGUUUUCUGCACAUCCCACAUGCAGAGGACAUUCCUAACACGGUGACUGUGGGGAACGGCGUGGGCUUCUUCCUCCGACCCUACAACUUCUUUGACGAAGACCCCUCCUUCUACUCUGCCGACUCCAUCUACUUCCGAGAGGACCAGGAUGCCGGGGCCUGUGAGGUCAACCCCCUGGCUUGCCUGCCCCAGGCUGCUGCCUGUGCCCCCGACCUCCCUGCCUUCUCCCACGGGGGCUUCUCUCACAACUAGGCAGUCCCUGGGAUGGGACAUAUGGCCAAGGGCUCCAGGCCAGGGCGUGAGGGAUGGGGAGCAGCUGGGCACUGGGCCGGGAGCCUGGUUUCCUUUCCCCUGCACCAGGACUCUUUCUUCUACUGCCCUCCCUCGAAUCCCCUCUAUGCCAGGAGCCUCCUGAGCCUGUGAUGGCUGACACAGGGGACACUCAGCCUUGUGGAUGCCAGCUGUCGAGUUCCCAUCCAGAGAGGCGAGGCAUGGCCCAGCCUGGAGCCUGGAGCCUUGGCCAGGUGUUUCCCUAGACCACUCCUGGUUUUCUUCACAGUUUUUUUUUUUUUUUCAAUGAGACAUAAUUUACAGAGCAUAAAAUUCAUCCCUUUAAAGCAUACAGUUUCAUGUGUUGUUUUGUUUUGUUUUUUGAGACAGAGUUUCACUUUGUUGCCCAGGCUGGAAUGCAAUGGUGUGAUCGCAGCUCACUGCAACCUCUGCCUCGGGGGUUCAACUGAGUCUCCUGCCUCAGCCUCCGGAGUAGCUGAGAUUACAGGUGCCAGCGACCAUGUCUGGCUAAUUUUUUUUUUUUGUAUCUUUAGUAAAGACAGGGUUUUCCCAUGUUGGCCAAGCUGGUCUCCAUCUCCUGACCUCAGGUGAUCCACCCGCCUCAGCCUCCCAAAGUGCUGAGAUUACAGGUGUGAGUCAUCGUGCCAGGCUCAAUUUCAUGUUUUUUAGUACAUUCACAAAGUUUUGCAGCCAUUGCCACUAAUUCGAGAACAUUUUUAUCACCACAGAAGGAAACCCUGUGCCUGUUUUUUUUUUUUCUCUUGAGGUGGAAUCUCGCUCUGUCACCCAGGCUGGAGUGCGAUGGCAGGAUCUCUGCUGACUGCAACCUCUGCCUCCCGGGUUCAGCUGAUUCUCCUGCCUCAGCCUCCUAGGUUGCUGGGAUUACAGGUGCCUGCCACCCCGCCUGGCUAAUUUUUGUAUUUUUAGUGGACUUUGGAUGAGCAUAAAUGAAAACCAGAACACUGGGCACAGUGGCUCAUGUCUGUAAUCCCAGCACUUGGGGAGGCUGAGGUGGGCUGAUCACCUGAGGCCAGGAGUUCAAGACCAGCCUGAUCAACGUGGAGAAACCCUGUCUCUACUAAAAAUACAAAAAUUAGCUGGACAUGGUGUCAGGCACCUGUAAUCCCAGCUACUCAGGAGGCUGAGGCAGGAGAAUUGCUUGAACCCAGGAGGCAGAGGUGUGGUGAGCCAAGAUCACACCACUGAACUCCAGCGUGGGUAACAAGAGCAAAACUUCGUCUCAAAAAAAAAAAAAAAAGAACUGGGACAAUUUCCAGGAAGGGAUUUGGGGGCGGGAGUAAGGUGCGGAGGAGUGGGGAGGAGGUAGGGUUCAAACAUCAAGCUUUCUGAGGUGUGUCAAGGCCAGAGAAACUUACGCAGUAUGUGGCAUCCACACCUCUGCUCCAUCAGUGUCUUUUCCUGGGAGUAAGAUCAAGAAGAGAGAGGGGUCCCGGCUAAUUUUUGUAUAUAUAUAUUUUUUUAUUUUCUUUUUGUUUUUAUUUUUUCCUUUUCUUUCCAGAACCCCUAAGAGAACUUAGAAUUAAUAAUUUUUGUAUUUUUAAUAAAGAUGAUUUUACUAUGUUGGUCAGGCUGGUCUCGAACUCCUGGCCUCCACCUACCUUAGCCUCCCAAUGUGCUAGGAUUACAAGUGUGAGCCACCAUACCCAGCCCCUUAGAAAUGCUGUUUCUAAGAGGGUAUCAAUAUGUCUUUGCACUUCAGAAAACUGGGUCUAGUCAAGGAAUAAGGAUGGAUAGAGGUCAAAAUGGAAAUGGAUUUGGAGAACAGAGUGGGGGUGAGGACAGAGUAGGAUGGAAAUGAGAGGGGGUCGGGGGGAGGUCAGUGAUGGGGAGGGGACAGGAUAAGGAACAAGAUGAGGAAGGGGGAAGGUGGAGUUGGAGUGGAGAUGAGGAUGAAAGUGAGGAGGGUUGGGUCAUCCUCUGGCCUCUCCUACCAUGCCCGUCUACCCAGAUGCAAACAAAACUUCAUUCACUCAUCAGUUUCUGGGACCCUUCCUGACUUGUACUGGUGCAGAAAAAUUACUCUCUCCAUAUUUGCCUUCAAAGAGCUCACAGUCUGGGCUGCAGAGAGGUCUUUUUUAUAAACAAAAACACUAGCUGGGCAUGGUGGCUCACACCUGCAAUCCCAGCACUUUGGGAGGCCAAGGCAGGUGGAUCUCAUGAGGUCAGGAGUUUGAGAGCAGCCUGGCCAACUUAGUGAAACUCCAUCUCUACUAAAAAUAUGAAAAUUAUUUAGGCGUGGUGGUGCAUACCUGUAGUCCCAGCUACUUGGGAGACUGAGGCAGGAGAAUCGCUUGAACCCCAGAGGCAGAGGUUGCAGUGAGCCAAGAUUGCACCACUGGACCCCAGCCUGGGCGACAGAGCAUGAUUCUCUCUCAAAACAAACAAACAACAACAAAAAUGAAAACACUGACAUAGUGCCAGGCGCAGUGGCUCACGCCUGCAAUCCCAGCACUCUGGGAGGCUGAGGUGGGUGGAUCACCUGAGGUCGGGAGUUCAAGACCAGCCUGACCAACAUGGUAAAACCCCGUCUUAAAAAAAACACUGCCAUAAUAGCUAUGACAGACAAGUGGAGCACAGAAAGAGGAGCCAUCUAUCACUGGUGGGAGUCUGGGAGGACUUCAGAGAGGAGGUGAUGGUUAUGUGUGUUUAAUUGUAUUCAUUGAUUUAUUUCAAUUAGUGAUACAUUCACAUGUUCAAAAUCCUAAAGGCACAAAAGAACUUGUGCCUGGUGAUGGUUGCACAAUUCUCUGAAUGUACCAAAAACCAUGGAAACCAUUAAAUUAAGCACUUUAAAUGGAAAAAUGAUACAGUAUGUGACUCAUAGCUCAAUGAAAUUGUGUUUUAGAAAAGGGUUUGUGUCUCCAUCCCACAUCUGAUUCUAGUCCCUCCCUGAAAUCAAGUAAUGCAGUGAGUUUCUCCUGUGUCUUUUUCAUUGGGAGUCAGAAGUGACAUUUGAAGUAGUGAAUGAGCUGAAUUUAGUCAAGUAGUAGACCGCAAACACAGCAUUCUGGCAGUGUGACACAGGCACAAAGGCUUGUGGUUCCGUGAAUGCCCCUAUGGCUGGAGUGUGGCGUGAGGGCAGCAGAGUGGCAAAGACUGAUUGGGGCUGGGUGAGCAGAGCCUUGGAGGCCAUGCAAGGCAGUCUGUACUUUAUCUGUAAGCAAUGAUGAUCCAGACCUUUAAGCUGCAUGAAUAACAAUGUGACAAUAAUUUUAAAACACCCAAAUCUCCCUCCAACAUCCCAUUGUCAUUCAUGUGAUUUAAACUGCAGCUCUUGUCUCUAGCACUCAUGCGUUCACCUAGUUAGGCAAGUAUAGUCUAAAUACACUUUUUUAUUCUACUUUUUCCGUUUAAUAUUAAUCAGAAGCAUUUUUAUAGGUUGUCAGGUAGUACUCGAAUGGAUUUUUUUUCGAGAUGAAGUCUCACUCUGUUGCCUAGGCUGGAAUGCAGUGGCACGAUCUCAGCUCACUGCAACCUCCACCUCCGGGUUCAAGUGAUUCUCCUGCCUCAGCCUCCUGAGUAGCUAGGAUUACAGGCGCCCGACACCAAGCCCAGCUAAUUUUUGUACUUUUAGUAGAGACGGACUUUCACUAUGUUGGCAAGGCUGGUCUCGAACUCCUGACCUCAUGAUCUGCCUGCCUUGACCUCCCAAAGUGCUGCAGUGAUCCACUUCACCCAAUGGAUUUUUUUUUUCCCCUAGAGGAAAUUUUGCUGUCAUCCAGGCUGGAGUGCAGUGAUGCAAUCUCGGCUUACUGCAACCUCCGCCUCCUGGAUUCACGUGAUUCUCCUGCCCCAGCCUCCCAAGUAGCUGGGAUUACAGGUGCCCACCAUUGGGCCUGGCUAAUUUUUGCAUUUUUAGUAGAGACGGGGUUUUACCAUGUUGGCCAGGCUGGUCUCAAACUCUUGACCUCAGGCGAUCCACCUGCCUUGGCCUCUCCAAUUGCUAGGAUUUAUAGGGGUGACCCACUGCUUCCGGCCAAAUGGAUGGUUUUUAAAGGGUAAGAGGUACUCUAUCAAGUUGAUGGUAAACAAAUCAUUCUCCAUUGGGCAAUUGGGUUGGUUCCAAUUUGCUGUCAAGAGGAAGAAUGACCCAAAUGGAUCUUGGCUUUGGACAAUGGCCUUUACAUGGCCAGCUUACAGGCUCAGAGCUAAAAGGGACUCAGGGAGUCAUCUGGGUUCAUCCUUAGAGCUUCUGUGGUCAUGAGUAAACACCCCAUCUGAACCCAUUUCUUUAUGUGGAAAAUGAUAAUGUAUUUAAAUCACUUAAAAGCUUUUUAGGCCUUGGUAGAUUUCUCUGACACUGGAAGGUCCAUCCAUAGCCUACCUGCUAUGAAUCAAAGGAACUAUUUGAAGACACUGGGGUCCUGGCCAGGUCAGGUGACUCAUGCCUGUCAUCCCAGCACUUUGGGAGGCUGGGGCAGGAGGAUUGCUUGAGGCCAGGAGUUUGAGACCAGCCUGAACAACAGAGCAAGAUUCUGUCUCUACAAAAAAUGUUGAAAAUUAGCUAAGCUGGCCGGGCACAGUGAGCCUGUAAUCCCAGCACUUUGGGAGGCCAAGGCAAGCAGAUCAUGAGGUCAGGAGAUUGGAGCAUGCUGGCUAACACGGUGAAACCCCAUCUCUACCGAAAAUACAAAAAAUUAUCGGGUAUGGUACCAUGUGCUGGUAAUCCCAGCUACUCAGGAGGCUGAGGCAGGAGAAUUGCUUGAACCCAGGGCGCAGAGGUUGUAGUGAGCCGAGAUUGAGCCACCGUACUCCAGCCUGGGUGACAGAGUGAGACUCCAUCUCAAAAAAUAAAAAUAAAAAAUUAGCCGAGCAUGGUGGCGCAUGCCUGUAGUUUUAGCUACUUGGGAAGCUUGAGGUUGGAGGAUCUGGGGCAGAUGCACUAUGAAGGCUCAAGAGGAAACAUUCGGGGCUGCCUGCAGCAGUGAUAAGGCUGCAAUUCAAUUUUCUUUGACGUCAGUGGUAGAAUUUGUCCACUAGGGGCCGGGCACGAUGGCUCACCCCUGUAAUGCCAGCACUUUGGGAGGCUGAGGUGGGUGGAUCACCUGAGGUCAGGAGUUCGAGACCAGCCUAGCCAACAUGAUGAAACCCGUAUCUACUAAAAAUACAAAAAGUUAGCUGGGUAUGGUGGUAGGUGCCUAUAAUCCCAGCUACUCGGGAGACUGAGGCAAGAGAAUCACUUCAACCCAGGAGUUAGAAAUUGCAGUGAGCCAAGAUUGCACCAUUGUAUUGCCUGGGCAACAAGAGUGAAACUCCGUCUCAAAAAAAAAAAAAAAAGAAUUUGUCUACUAGGUACUGUGCUAGGUGCUGGCAGGGGAGUUAAUGGGUCCCAGACAGACAGACGUGGCCCACGGACUGGCUUGGCCCAGGGGAGAUGCUACUGGAACAAGAAAACCUCUCUGAUGGUUCUUGGAAGUGGGAGCUGGCCCCUGGCCCUCCAUCCACUCCUCAUCUCCUCCCAGAGGCUGCUGUUCUUCAUCCAGACUAUCUGACCCCAUCUUCCCUGUAGUUGCCACAGAGACCUCAUCAUAUGAAGGGAAAGAGAGAGUAGCAUUCUCAGUAGGGCCCAGGUCUCAAACACUUCCCUGCUGCAUGUCUCAUCUACGUUUUUUUUUUUUUUGAAACAGAAUCUUGCUCUGUUGCCCAGGCUGGAGAUACUACAAUCUCAGCUCACUACAACCUCUGCUUCCCAGGCUUAAGCGUUUCUCAAGCCUCAGCCUCCUGAGUUGCUGGGACUACAGGCAUGCACCACCAUGCCCAGCUAAUUUUUGUAGUUUUAGGAGAGAUGGGGUUUCACCAUGUUGCCCAGGCUGGUCUCGAACUCCUGAGCUCAGGCAUCCCAUCUGCCUCGGCCUCCCAAAGUGCUAGGAUUACAGGCAUGAGCCACAGUGCCCAGCCCCUCAUGCCUCUUUUUUUUUUCUGUAGGGGGGGGAACGGAGUUUCACUCUGUCGCCCAGGCUGAAAUGCAGUGGCACAAUCCAGGCUCACUGCAACCUCCACCUCCCAGGUUCCAGCUGUUCUCCUGCCUCAGCCUCCUGAGUAGCUUGGACUACAGGCACGUGCCAUCACGCCCAUCUAAUUUUUUUGUAUUUUUAGUAGAGAUGGGGUUUCACCAUGUCGGCCAGGAUGGUCUCUGUCUCCUGACCUCAUGAUCGGCCUGCCUCAGCUUCCCAAAGUGCUGGGAUUACAGGUGUGAGCCACAGUGCUCGGCCCCUUAUGCCCCUUAACUUUAUAUCUCUGGGUCAGAAUGUGAUAGGGAACUCUCCUUUCUUGAAGACCUCCCAGGAAUGUGAUGUCUCAGUCGCUCCCAGUUCUCCCAUUGAGAAGGAGAAGCCGGUACAGGACUACUCCGAGCCAGAUGAUUUCCAUCUUUGCUUUACUCAAUCCUUAGAACAACCUUGAAAGGCAAAUGUUAAUUACACCCAUUUCACAGAUGCAGAAACUACAAUUCAGAGAGAUUAGGAAGCGUAUCCAAAUCACCUGGCUGGUAAAAGGUAGGGCUGGGAAUGAUCCCAGAUCUUUGCAGAAUUAUACCUCACUACCUUCCCUGGGCCAUGGCUCUUUUUCACUGCCUGGUAGGCCUAUUUGAAGAGUUAAACAAGGUAUCAGACUGGUCUAAAUACUGUAAGAAAGGAAAAAAAAGAAUGAAACAAGGUAAUGCUUGAGAAACCCUUGGCACGUGAUCCAUGUUAAGUGACCCUCUCAGAACAAAGUCAACACUCAAAGGGCAGGGGCAGAAACAUGCACAGGGCACGCCGGGCGUGCCCGCCUAUAAAGGGAGAGCCAGCGGUGAGUCUUCUGCAAGCUCAGUCUGGCACUUUGGAUCCGUUCCCAUCGGUCCUUACAGCUGCUGGUCACAGCCAAGAUGGUGAAACAGAUCGACAGCAAGGUUGCUUUUCAGGAAGCCCUGGACACCGCAGGCAAUAAACUUGUAGUAGUUGACUUCUCAGCCAGGUGGUGUGGGCCUUGCAAAAUGAUCAAGCCUUGUUUUCAUUCCCCCUCUGAAAAGCAUCCAACGUGGUAUUCUUUGAAGUAGAUGUGGAUGACCAUCAGGAUGUCGCUUCAGAGUGUGAAGUCAAAUGCAUGCCAACAUUCCAGUUUUUUAAGAAGGGACAAAAGGUGGGUGAAUUAUCUGGAGCCAACAAGGAAAAGCUUGAAGCCACCAUUAAUGAAUUAGUCUAAGCAUGUUUUCUGAAAAUAUAACCAGCAUUGGCUAUUUAAAACUUGUCUUUUUUUAAUUUACAAAAAAUAUAAAGACUAUAAAUCCAAUUGCCAUCUGGGUGACAAUAAAUCAUUAAAUCUAACACUU
Messenger RNA from Callithrix jacchus (white-tufted-ear marmoset), 9823 nucleotides. Its product is annotated as amine oxidase [copper-containing] 3. Gene Ontology annotation, cellular component: plasma membrane; early endosome; Golgi apparatus. Gene Ontology annotation, biological process: response to antibiotic; amine metabolic process. The record is from RefSeq and is a predicted model, not a curated record. Gene Ontology annotation, molecular function: quinone binding; copper ion binding; primary methylamine oxidase activity. Lineage: Eukaryota; Metazoa; Chordata; Mammalia; Primates; Cebidae.